Messenger RNA from Fusarium sp. VM40, 789 nucleotides. Lineage: Eukaryota; Fungi; Ascomycota; Sordariomycetes; Hypocreales; Nectriaceae. The record is from the annotation of a GenBank genome assembly.
AUGGCGACAACUACGGCCUCGGCGGCCGCUGACCCCGCGGCGCAAGCGCAUCAGUUUCCCCUCCCAAAGAUCCUCGAAUACCCCGCGUCGACCCCGCCAAUCCUCAUCACACAAGGUGCCGAGGGUCGUCUCUACAAAACAACCUAUCUAUUACCCGAUAUUCCCUGCGCUCUCAAGUAUCGCCCUCCCAAGCCCUGGCGGCACCCGAUCCUCGAUCAACGACUCACGAAACACCGAAUUCUUUCAGAGGCCCGCAUUCUCGGAAAGUGCCGUCGUGAUGGUGUCCGCGUCCCAGCUGUCUACGCCGUUGAUGAGGCUGCUGGGUGGUUGAUGCUGGAAUGGAUCUCGGGAGGGCCUGUCCGCAAGAGCAUCAACGAGCGCCUAGGAAAUAGAACAGAGGGGAUCGAGAAAGAUGCUGAGCUGAAAGAUCUCAUGCGCAGGAUCGGCACUGCUAUAGGCAACAUGCACAAGGUGGGAAUUGUCCAUGGCGACUUGACUACAAGCAACAUGAUGCUGCAGCCACCAGUCAACCCUGAAAAUGAUACUCCGCUGCACGGGGAGCUGGUCAUCAUCGAUCUGGGCCUUGCGAGUGGAAGUAUAUCAGACGAGGACCGGGCAGUAGAUCUCUACGUUCUAGAGAGAGCCUUUGGUAGCACGCACCCUCGAGCAGAAUGUGUCUUCUCAGAGGUGCUUGACGCCUAUAGCCAGACUUUCAAGCAAGCCAAUAUUGUGCUCAAGAAGUUAGAAGACGUACGGAUGAGAGGCCGCAAGCGAAGCAUGCUCGGGUAA